AUGGCCCGGUAUGCCCCCCUCAGUAAUCAAGAGCAUACACACGCACUUGACAUCAACAACGAACCGUUGCCUGUAUGGAAGCUCGAAUCCAAGUCCGAGACGUGGCUAUCCGGCCGUGAUGGGUUUAAGCAACGCCUGGUAUCUGCGUUACCACGAUUCGCGCAGCCAGGAGGGAUCCAGCACAGAAAGCUAGGGCCAACGUCCUACCUGGACGCCCUGAGAGGAUGGGCGGCCGUUGGUGUGUUCUGGGCGCAUUCCUUCAAUGUCGGUGGAGACAACUGGAGACGACAACCAUUUCUCAAUGUCAUAUUCAACGGGUCUUCGAUGGUAGCCUUAUUCUUCGUUAUCUCAGGCUACGUCUUGGGAUACCGGCUGCUAAUUUUCAUGCGAAAGGGCGAAUCCGAAGCCCUGCUUACGUCCCUUGCAUCAUCUACGUUUCGAAGAUAUAUAAGGCUUUACGGUAGCGCAGCGUGUGCCUGUCUUAUAGCGAUGAUUUUGAUGCGACUGCGGAUAUACGAAGGCUGUUACCCGCCCGAUAGCAUUCGGAAAGAGACUCUUUGGCAGCAGCUUGUGGACUACACAUUCGACAUGAUUUACUUCACCAAUCCCUUCGGCCAUAUCAGAGGGUGGCCAUCAGACGAUAUCGCUACUUCGAGAUACCUCAGUCCAAUGUGGAGUAUCGCGGCAGAGUAUCGCGGAAGCGUGGCUCUUUUUGCCUUCUGCACCGGCGUAUGCAAAAUGUCGACCAAAACUCGGAUGAUUUCAACUUGGGUAGUCAUGGUUGUCUGCUAUAUUUGGCAAGCAGUCUACAUUGCCGAGUUUAUGGCCGGCCUUUUUAUUGCGGACUUGGCCCUCAGUCGCAGUCCUGAACGUCUGGACAGUCCAUGGGCAAUUCCUAAACAGCAUCAGCACAGCCAAAAACGAAGGUCCAAGGUCAAAUACAUCUGCAUCUUCCUCCUCGGCCUGUUUCUGUUGAGUCAGCCAGACUCGACCAACUUAUUUCCGUGGAACCACAUGGCAGGAGCAAUCCCAUACUGGUGGCACCCUGAUGGCAAAUACCUCUUCUGGUACGGGUUUGGAGCGUUCGCCCUCGUCUACGCAUUGGAAUUCUUUCCCGCACUCCAGAAACCGCUACAUUGGCGGCUAUCGCAAUAUUUGGGAGACAUCUCAUUCGGACUCUAUGCCAUGCACGGCCCUUUCCUCCUAGGACCCUAUAUGCAGGUCAUGAUACCACUCCGCGAGCAGUACCUGGGCAAUUCCGUCUUGAAAUACAUUCCAGGCUUCGUCGUUUACCCUUUGAUGGUAUUGAUCGCGGCGGACUAUUUUGAGCGUGUCGACAAGACGGUUGUUCGGCUGGCGAGAUCCCUGCAGAAUAUCAUGUUUUUAUAG
This is a messenger RNA of Exophiala aquamarina CBS 119918, 1389 nucleotides long. RefSeq lists its product as uncharacterized. The record is from RefSeq and is a predicted model, not a curated record. Gene Ontology annotation, cellular component: membrane. Bases 1 to 1389 code for a protein of 462 amino acids. NCBI's taxonomy places the organism in Eukaryota, Fungi, Ascomycota, Eurotiomycetes, Chaetothyriales, Herpotrichiellaceae. Gene Ontology annotation, molecular function: acyltransferase activity, transferring groups other than amino-acyl groups. The transcript has a single exon. Gene Ontology annotation, biological process: polysaccharide biosynthetic process.